UACCAACCUGCUGCAAACUUCACUGAUCGGCAAUACAUGAAAAUCCCUGGAGAAUACGGUGCAUCAUUUUUGCGAUCACAAACUGAUGAGGAGAGGACAUGCAAAAAUCUGCCGAUUCCCAUCUCGUACUGCACAUGUCAAUAUCCUAUGAAACAGCUGGACAGGUCAGUGCCACAGGCUACGGAAGCAGGAAGAUACCUCUUGCAGCAUGUGAACUCAGUUCUCAGGGAACGUAAUGUGACUGAUCUCUGCGAAACUUUGCGAUACCGCUAU
Messenger RNA from Ostertagia ostertagi, 273 nucleotides. Lineage: Eukaryota; Metazoa; Nematoda; Chromadorea; Rhabditida; Trichostrongylidae. The record is from the annotation of a GenBank genome assembly.